AUGGCGAUGAUCCCAGACUUCCUUGUCACCAGAUACCUGACAAAAUUAACAGAUUUUCUUGAGGGAGAGAUCUGCAAAGUGCUCGGCGUGAAGGAAGAGAUCAAAAAGUUUCAAAGGAGAUUGGAAAGACUCAGCCCCUACCUUCAGGAUGCCGAGCAGAAGAGGCACCAAGAUAAUCGAGUGAAUACUUGGUUGAGGGACUUAAAAGGCAUAGUCUACGACGCCGAAGACAUCAUCGAAUUCUGUACGCUUCCAGGUGGCAGCGAGUUAAUGAGCCUUCAGCCGUUGUCGUCGUCUUCUACACUAGUAAGUCGUCCCUUCACUCUGCUUGCUUCUUGCUUUGCAUGUACCAAGUUCCGCCAUGAGAUUGCUGUGAGUUUGAAAAGACUUAAUGAUAGACUGAAAGAGAUUAAAGAUGAUAAGGACCUAAUAGAAGGAUUAAUACCCUCAAUGAGCCAUCAAUGGUCGCAAGAUCAUCCAACAAGUCAACGUUUGACCACUUCUUUGGAGGUUAAGGCUGACAUCGUAGGGGCAAAGGUUGAAGAUGAUGCACAAACUCUCAUCCUCAUGAUACUCAAGCAUGAUCAUAAACAUAAUGGCGUGUUUGGGAUAGUUGGCAUGGGUGGUAUUGGCAAGACCACUAUGGCUCAUAAAAUUUUCCAUGACGAACGAAUCAAGAAUAGUUUUCCAACGCGUAUAUGGAUAUGUGUGUCCAAGAAUUACACUAGGAUAGAUCUACUCAAGGCAAUGUUGAAGCAAGCAAAAGGAAGUGAUGAUGGAGCUCAAAGCAUAGAAGAACUUGAAUUCAAACUUGUUGGUGCUCUGGUUAACAGAUUCUUCCUCGUGCUUGAUGAUGUAUGGAGCGUGAAUGCGUGGACAGAUGUGUUGAGGAAUCCUAUCCUAAUUGCAAAGUCCAAUGGCAUAAUCUUAAUCACGGGUAGACAUAAAACGGUUAUGGAGGACUUGAGAGCCAGCUACAUCCACCAUGUUCAGAGGAUGAACAGAGAUGAUGGAUUGGAAUUAUUUCACAAGGUCGUAUUCGAAGAGGAGAAGAACGAGGACCCUGACCUGGAUGAAAUGGCGGCUAAAAUCGUUAGCAAAUGCGAUGGGCUCCCUUUGGCAAUCAAGGUGAUAGCAGGAAUGCUGAUUUCGAAGAAAAGGACAAGGAGGGAGUGGGAAAGAGUCCUGGAAAGUGAUCUAUGGAGAAUGAGAGACAAGGAGGAUGAACUGCCAGCAGCUUUAUACUUGAGCUAUGAGGAUUUGUCAUCCGUUCUCAAGCAGUGUUUCCUCUGCUGUGCUUCUUACAUUGGCAUAUCAUAUCGCACUGACCUCGUCCGGCUUUGGAUUGCUGAAGGCUUGAUCCACGUGCCAAAUGGUGGAUUGAUGGAAGAGGUGGCAGAGGAUUAUUACAAAGAACUAGUUAUGAGAAAUCUUCUUCAGCUCGAUCCAAGAUCUGCAAACGAGACUUGCUACUCCAUGCACGACCUUUUGCGAGCUCUCGGUACUAAUUUGAUCGGAGAUGAAGCACUUGUAAUCAGUGAUGGCCGAGUUGCAGACACGAACCCAAACCCAUUAACACAGAUUCGUCGACUGUGGAUGUCGAGCAAAGGAGACACGCUAAGGCUUCCUGGUGCAGUUCUUGAGCAGAAGAGUCUGAGAGUCUUGCAACUUUACGAUUGCCCUGAAACAAAGACAAUCGAAGACGAGGCAGCUGCACUCCCAGCAUUAAAGAAUCUUCGAGUGCUGGAUGUGUGCGAUACGCAGAUUGAACGUCUUCCAGAUUUCAUUUUCACGAAUCUGUUGCUUCUGAGAUACUUGGACCUUGACCGAACGAUGAUACAUGAGAUACCUGAAUCCAUAGGGCGCCUUGCUAACCUGCAGACUUUGAACAUCUCCAGGUGCGAGUCGCUGCGCAGCAUUCCUAAGGCCGUCACGAGCUUGGGUAUGCUCAGAUGUCUGCGAGUUCGAGGAACACCGUUGACUCAUUUGCCCAGAGGAAUGGGGAGCUUGACAAACCUUAAUCACAUGGAAGGAUUCGUCGUCGGCCAUGGUGAUUCGCCAAGCAACGCGGACGUCGGGUGUGACAUGGAAGAGCUGCGGUCUCUGUCCAAUCUCAGAUUUCUGAGCGCCUGUAAGCUGGAAAGGGCAACAUCAAUGGCCGGACCCUCGGUGCUCGAGAACAAACCACUUCUCAGGCAUCUGUCUUUGUUAUGGACGAAUCGAAAACAGGGAGAUGACGGCGAAAAAGAAGCGGCUGAGAAGACAUGCAGCGGACUGCUUCCUCCGUCGAGCCUGGAGGAACUUACUCUCCACAACUUCCCAGGCCGGCGAUUUCCCAACUGGAUGAUGUCAACGUCGUCGGGGACUUCGUUUCCUCACCUCGAAUUCCUGAUUCUCCGCAAUUUCCCCUGCUGCACGGAGCUCCCGCCGCUGGGGCAGCUGCCUCGGCUGAAAUUCCUGAAGAUCGAAGAAGCGUCGGCGGUAAGAAAGGUCGGGCCUGAGUUUCUCGGCGUCUGUUUCCCUCAAGCCGUGGCAUUUCCAAGACUCGAAGUCCUGAAAUUCACGGGCUUGACGAAUUGGGAAGAGUGGACGUUGUACGCUGCGUCCGAGGAGGUCGGAGAUAUACAAGAAAGAAGCAUGAAUCUGUUUCCAAGAUUGGAACGGUGCACAUUUACAGGCUGCCCAAAGCUCAGAGGACUUCCGGAGAGCAUCUACUGCGCCGCCAGACUGAAGACUGUCGUCGUUUCUACCAGCGAUCAGUUGAGUGAGGUUGAAUUCAGAAGGCGAGAGACAAUGGAAAUGGACGAUUGCCCUGAUUUGUUCCUCGCACGGGACUCGACUGAACUCCCACACUGGCUUUUGGAUCGUAUCGACAGGGAAAGGGACGAGAAGAACAGUGAGCUGCCUUCCCGUACGGUCAUCAAGGUGAAGGCAAAUGUAAUCAUCAUUCAGCAAAAUCGACAAGUAGACGCCGUUUGA
Zingiber officinale is the source of this 2979-nucleotide messenger RNA. Its product is annotated as putative disease resistance RPP13-like protein 1. Bases 1 to 2979 code for a protein of 992 amino acids. Gene Ontology annotation, molecular function: protein binding; ADP binding. Gene Ontology annotation, biological process: defense response to other organism. The transcript has a single exon. The record is from RefSeq and is a predicted model, not a curated record. Lineage: Eukaryota; Viridiplantae; Streptophyta; Magnoliopsida; Zingiberales; Zingiberaceae.